CAUCCUCUCUUAAGACUCUGUGGUGUGGUGCGCACUCGGUUCCAAUCAAUUUGGCCUUCAGGUAUGGCGGAGGUAGCCAAACUGACGUAUAUAGCGGUGCUGGACGAAAGAGAGAAGACAGAGAAAGGGAAAGAGUCAUUUCGGUACACGCGUGCGGUGCUGCAGAGCACUCUGCAGCUCAUGGGAUGCAAAGCUCGUCAUGCGUUUAAGAUUAGCCGAAGGGUAUUUGAAUUGAUGAAAAGUGAAUGCACUGGUGAUGGCUUGGUUCCAUCAGGAACUAACUUCUCAGGAUUGGAUACUUCAAAAAUGCAUUUUAAGAAAGAGGAUGGUUGUUCCACUGGUGGAUGCUUGGGAAAAAUAGAGGCUGGCAAUUGUUUGGUUGUAGAAAAAGAUGGUAGAAGCAAGAGCGUACCAUUUGAAUUGUACAAAAGACGCACAACUGUAGUUGUUAGACGAGAAACUUUCUUAGAUGUUGUUUGCAGUGCUCUCACUGAAUACAAGUAUAUGGGUCCCAACCAGAGGGCGGAUUUGGUUUUAGCAUGCAGAAUCCGAGAAAGGAAGGAAUCUGUAACAGUGCUGUUGUGUGGCACUAGUGGCUGUGGCAAAUCUACUUUGUCUGCAUUACUGGGUAGCAGGUUGGGAAUUACGACUGUGAUAUCUACUGACUCGAUUCGGCACAUGAUGAGGAGUUUUGCAGAUGAAAAGCAAAAUCCCCUGCUCUGGGCUUCAACCUACCAUGCUGGGGAAUGUUUGGAUCCAGUUGCUGUGUCAGAGGCAAAGGCCAAAAGGAAAGCAAAAAAAUUAGCUCACAUUUCACACUCUCGUCCUAAGGAUGAGGCAUUUGAGGGUUCCAGAACUGGGAAAUCUGAAACCCAAUCGUCAGAAGUGGGUUCUAGUACUGCUGAAUUAAUCCGUCCAAAACAGAUGGCAAUUGAAGGAUUUAAGGCACAAAGUGAGAUGGUUAUUGACAGUCUUGAUCGGCUGAUCACUGCAUGGGAAGAGCGAAAAGAGUCGGUAGUUGUUGAAGGUGUUCACCUAAGUCUAAAUUUUGUGAUGGGGCUUAUGAAGAAACAUCCGUCAAUCAUACCAUUCAUGAUAUACAUCACAAAUGAAGACAAACACUUGGAACGAUUUGCUGUUCGUGCAAAGUAUAUGACACUGGACCCUGCAAAAAACAAAUAUGUGAAGUAUAUUCGAAAUAUCAGAACAAUCCAAGAAUACCUCUGUAAUCGAGCUGACAAACAUCUGGUCCCCAAAAUAAAUAAUACAAAUGUUGAUAAGAGUGUGGCAGCCAUUCAUGCAACAGUCUUUGGCUGCCUACGAAGACGUGAGGCAGGGGAGCAACUUUAUGACCCCACCACUAACACAGUUACUGUAAUUGAUGAAGAAUACAGGAGUCAGUGUGCGGCCAAUUCAUUGAGCUCCAAGGGAAUGUUUCAACUGAUCCAAAGGCAAGGCUCUUUUAGGCAUCUGAUGGCUCUCGUUAAUACUGAUGGAUCUGUGGCAAAGGCUUGGCCUGUUGAUUCAUUGGAUGGUAAUGGGAAGCCUAUCCUGGGCAAUAGGACUGAGAAGGGAAUUGGGAUCCCUAUGUAUGGACCAUUGCAGAUUGGAAAGGCUGAACCAAUUAAUCUUCAGUUUGGUCACUUUGGGAUAAGUGCUUGGCCCAGUGAAAGUUGUGGUACAAGUCAUGCUGGAAGUGUUGAUGAGUCAAAAGGUGAUGGAACUGAGACUAGUAGUAGAUAUUACUCUUCUUGCUGCAGCUCACCAAGGAUGUCUGAUGGACCUUCCAAGGAGCUGAAGGAGGAACAUUCAGUGUUUGGCAGUGAUGAAGAGGUUGAUGAUCCACCUGAGGUGGACAGUGAUGAGGAUCUCAGCGAUGACGCCAACAAGCUGAUCCAUGAGGAGGAGGGCUCAGUUGAUGAGGAAUCUACAAAAUCAGAUGAAGAAUAUGAUGAUCUGGCAAUGCAGGAUAUGCAAGAGAAUGGAGACUGGUUAGAUGAUGUUAAACUAGGGCUUGAUCAUCAGGGGCAAUCAGUAGGUAUGGUAGGUGACAGGUACAGACAGAAUCUAGACCUCUUCCUAAGGAGUAGAACAAGAAAUGAGCCGAUGUCUGAGCCACCAUGCUCUUAUGCCGGCAACUUCAAAAUGAGAAAACGUUCCCUCAGCAUUCCCGCCUUGGGGAAGCAUGGGUCAUUGAUCAAUGGUCCCAUUCUCUCUGGAGCUUCUCAGGGGUAGGACAAUUUUGCAGGGUGGUUUCAUUUUCCUGUUAUGUUGUCUCCCUGUUUCCCUUUUUUGUUUUUUUUUUUCCGUCUGCUUUUGUCUUUUUUAGAUAGAUUAUCUAGGCACUUUGUCUCUCUUUCACUUUCUUGUGCAUAGAAAUGCUUAGUAUGGUGGGAAGCACCUUGUCUCUCGUUCACUUUCUUGUGCAUAGAAAUGCUUAGUAUGGUGGGAAUUACUGGAAUGGUUUAUGAUUUGCAGUUUAUAAA
Messenger RNA from Vitis vinifera (wine grape), 2486 nucleotides. RefSeq names its product P-loop NTPase domain-containing protein LPA1 homolog 2. Lineage: Eukaryota; Viridiplantae; Streptophyta; Magnoliopsida; Vitales; Vitaceae. The transcript is spliced from 8 exons. The record is from RefSeq and is a predicted model, not a curated record. The annotation marks the transcript as partial.